AUGGUUUUGCAGCAAUACCCCCCACCAGCAGAGGUAACUGAAGGCCCUGACACAGAGGAGCAGUAUGAUGACCACAGGCAGGAGAUAUAUGGCUGGAGGAAGCUCUGCCUCUACCUGCUGGCACUGCUCCUGCUCUCUACGCUGCUGGUCAACAUUGCCCUGACCGUCUGGAUCCUCAGGGUCUCCUGUCUCAACACAGUGAGUGCAUCCCAAUACUAUUUUCUCGAUUCCUCUCUUCUCACCGCCUCAAAUGUCAGGGGUACCAAGAAGAGCAUGGGGGGGGGGGGGGGGGAUCUGAGGUUCUUCCUCCAAUACUAUUCUCGCUUCCCUCUGAUGUUUUGAGGAGGAGGCCAGGGGAGAGGAUGCAUGGAAUCAAGUUAAAUACUUCUGAGAUUCACACAGUGAGUACAUGCUCUGUCUGAUCUGCUCAGUUCAGUAUCACUGGGUUACAGUGAUAAAACUGUCACUUUAUUAGUACAAGAGCGGUUGCUUAUUACUGGACAUCCUGGAUGAGAGCCUGUCUUGAAAUAGGUUUGAGGAUUGUCCCCCCCCUCUCAUUUUACAAAUGGCUUUAUCUACAAUGAAACACAGGUACUCAUUUGUACACCUUUGUUUAAUUAAAGACCGUCGAGGCAUGUUGGCUGCAUCACAAAACACUUCAGAGGUACGAUAACAGAACUUUAACUUCUCUGGAGGAGAAUAUCGGCAUAGCACAACAACAAGCGAGAAAGAAUGACCAAACAGAGUUUGUAUUAAAAGUUGAUUUCCUCCUGACGAUUUUAGGAAGGAAUGGGGCAGCUGAGAAUAACAUCGGAUCGGGUGAGGCUUGAUGGAGUGUCCGAGUUCCUCUUCUCUCUUUAUGCCCAAGAGAUACACUCCAUACAGGUAAACUAAGUCAAGUGGUUUACAUUGAACAUUUACAUGUCCUCCUGUUUCCUUGAAUUAUCUGCUUACGUCAUCAGAGUGACACUGCACAAAAAUGCUGUUCUCUUGCUUCACAGGACACCUCCCUUCUUAUCCAUUCUGAGUCCCAGAAUGUCACACUCCAAGCCUGCAAUGGGAAAGGAGGUGUGUUAGGUAGCCUUACUCUGGGUAAGAGUCCACCUUUGAGUGACGGAGUUAAGAACGUACCGUAAGUUCACUCCACAGCUAGCUUGACAGAGCCAUCCAAUUGGUACCUUUUGGGUGUCUCAAACCAUUGGAACGUUGUCAAGGAGGGCGGUCACGUGUUGGGAAAGCAGAGGUCCUGAGUUCGAGCUAGGUGUGAGCCGAAUAUGGGGGAGUGGUACUUGCUAAGCAAGCAACGUGACAUUUGCUACAUCUUUAAUAACAAUUGGAUUUAUAGUGGCUUGCAAAAGUAUUCACCCCCCUUGGCAUUUUUCCUAUUUUGUUGCCUUACAACCUGGAAUUAACAUAGAUUUUGGGGGGGGGGUUGUAUUUUUUGAUUUACACAACAUGGCUACCACUUUGAAGAUGCAAAAUAUUUUCUAUUGUGAAACAAACAAGAAAUAAGACAAAAAAACGUGCCCCCCCCCCCCCCCCAAAGUCAAUACUUUGUAGAGCCACCUUUUGCAGCAAUUACAGCUGCAAGUCUCUUGGGGUAUGUCUCUAUAAACUUGGCACAUCUAGCCAAUGGGAUUUUUGCCCAUUCUUCAAGGCAAAACUUCUCCAGCUCAUUCAAGUUGGAUGGGUUCCGCUGGUGUACAUUGUCCUGCUGGAAGGUGAACCUUCGUCCCAGUCUCAAAUCUCUGGAAGACUGAAACAGGUUUCCCUCAAGAAUUUCCCUGUAUUUAGCGCCAUCCAUCAUUCCUUCAAUUCUGACCAGUUUCCCAGUCCCUGCCGAUGAAAAACAUCCCCACAGCAUGAUGCUGCCACCACCAUGCUUCACUGUGGGGAGGGUUUUCUCGGGGUGAUGAGAGGUGUUGGGUUUGCGCCAGACAUAGCGUUUUCCUUGAUGGCCAAAAAGCUCAAUUUUAGUCUCAUCUGACCAGAGUACCUUCUUCCAUAUGUUUGGGGUGUCUCCCACAUGGCUUUUGGCGAACACCAAAUGUGUUUGCUUAUUUUUUCUGUAAGCAAUGGCUUUUUUCUGGCCACUCUUCUGUAAAGCCCAGCUCUAUGGAGUGUAUGGCAUAAAGUGGUCCUAUGGACAGAUACUCCAAUCUCCGCUGUGGAGCUUUGCAGCUCCUUCAGGGUUAUCUUUGGUCUCUUUGUUGCCUCUCUGAUUAAUGCCCUCCUUGCCUGGUCUGUGAGUUUUGGUGGGCGGCCUUCUCUUGGCAGGUUUGUUGUGGUGCCAUAUUCUUUCAAUUUUUUAAUAAUGGAUUUAAUGGUGCCCCUUGGGAUGUUCAAAGUUUCUGAUAUUUUUUAUAACCCAACCCUGAUCUGUACUUCUCCACAACUUUGUCCCUGACCUGUUUGGAGAGCUCCUUGGUCUUCAUGGUGUCGCUUGCUUGGUGGUGCCCCUUGCUUAGUGGUGUUGCAGACUCUGGGGCCUUUCAGAACAGGUGUGUAUAUAUACUGACAGAUCAUGUGACACUUAGAUUGCACACAGGUGGACUUUAUUUAACUAAUUAUGUGACUUCUGAAGGUAAUUGGUUGCACCAGAUCUUAUUUAGGGGCUUCAUAGCAAAGGGGGUGAAUACAUAUGCACGCACCACUUUUCAGUUAUUUAUUAUUUAGAAUUUUUUGAAACAAGUUAUUUUUUUCAUUUCACUUCACCAAUUUGGACUAUUUUGUGUAUGUCCAUUACAUGAAAUCCAAAUAAAAAUCAAUUUAAAUUACAGGCUAUAAUGCAACAAAAUAGGAAAAACUUCAAGGGGGUUUAAUACUUUUGCAAGGCACUGUAUAUAGUGCUUUUAUUUGACCCAAAGGCGCUUCCAAGGAAUCAAAUCCAAAAUGAGUAUAUACACUGAACAAAAAUAUAAACGCAACAUGUAAAGUAUUGGUCCCAUGUUUCAUGAGCUGAAAUAAAAGAUCCCCAACAUUUCUCUCAAAUGUUGUGCACAAAUUUGUUUACAUCCCUGUUAGUGAGCAUUUCUCCUUUGCCAACAUACUGUAAUCCAUCCACCUGACAGGAGUGGCAUAUCAAGAAGCUGAUUAAACAGCAUGAUCAUUACACAGGGGCACCCUGUGUUGGGGACAAUAAAAGGCCACUCUAAAAUGUGCAGUUUUGUCACACAACACAAUGCUACAGAUGUCUCAAGUUUUGAGGGAGCGUGCAAUUGGCAUGCUGACUGCAGGAAUGUCCACCAGAGCUGUUGCCAGGGAAUUUAAUGCUCAUUUCUCUACCAUAAGCCGCCUCCUAGAGAAUUUGGCAGUGCGUCCAACCGGUCUCACAACCGCAGACCACGUGUAUGGCGUCAUUUGGGCAAGCGGUUUGUGAACAGAGUGCCCCAUAGUGGCGGUGUGGUUAUGGUAUGGGCAGGAAUAAGCUACGGACAAUGAACACAAUUGCAUUUUAUCGAUGACAAUUUGAAUGCACAGAGAUACCAUGAUGAGAUCCUGAGGCCCAUUGUCGUGCCAUUCAUCUGCUGCCAUCACCUCAUGUUUCAGCAUGAUAAUGCACGGCCCCAUAUCGCAAGGAUCUGUACACAAUUCCUGGAAGCUGAAAAUGUCAAAUUUCUUCCAUGGCCUUCAUACUCCCCAGACAUGUCACCCAGUGAGCAUGUUUGGGAUGCUCUGGAUCGAUGUGUACGGCAUCGUGUUCCAGUUCCUGCCAAUAUCCAGCAACUUCGCACAACCAUUGAAGAGGAGUGGGACAACAUUCCACAGGCCACAAUCAACAGCCUGAUCAACUCUAUGCGAAGGAGAUGUGUCGCACUGAAUGAGGCAAUUGAUGAUCACACCAGAUACUGACUGGUUUUCUGAUCCACGCCCCUACCUUUUUUUGAGGUAUAUGUGACCAACAGACGCAUAUCUUUUUUCACAGUCAUGUGAAAUCCAUAGAUUAAGGCCUAAUUCAUUUAUUUAAAUUGACUUAUAUGAACUGUAUGUAACUCAGUAAAAUCUUUGAAAUUCUUGCAUGUUGCGUUUAUAUUUUUGUUCAGUAUAUAUUUUUACUUUCCAAAUGACACUUUUGGGGUUCAAUAGAUGACUGUGAUAUGAACUGUGAGCUGUGAGUUUCUCUGUGGCUCUGAUAAGAUGCAGACCUACUGGACUUCUAAAUGGAUUUAUGAGAAAUGGACAUAUCAAUAAAGGCUAGGGGCAACUCUGAAGAAUCAGAAAGGAUAGCUUUAAUGUAUUCAAAUCAAAAUGCCAUGGAUGGGAUGCCUCCACAUGAGCCCUAAAAAAUAUGGGCUCAUAUAUUAAAUGUAUGAUGAAUACUUUAUUUCCCUACAUUUGAUGGCUAUUAUAAAGACCCUGUGUGUGUUUGACUAAAGCCCUAAAAUGUACCCUUAUUCAUACCUUUCAUUAACACUCUGAAAUUCUGGCACAAUUCCAUAUAAUAAAAUAUUUAAAAUAUAAGAGGGUGAGAGCAGAUGUCAACAGUAAUUAUCUCCCAAUUUAAUGUAUUCGUGAUCAUUGCACUUUAAAAUGGCAGUGUCCUCUCCUUGUACUAUAUGCCUCAUGAGUGAAAUAUAAAUGUGUUUCGGUAAUGACCCUCAUUAAGCUUACCGUAUACUUCCCAGUCGAAACAGUUUGUGCAUAUGUCACAUUUUGGUUCAUUUUGGUCUUCUGCAGGGUUUUUUUGGCUGUUUGUGCACACACAUUUUUUUCGUGAGGCAAGUCGGAAUUCAGUAGCUGAAGACUACGCCCCUUCAUCUGUGAUUGGUCAACAGUACUACUCCUAGUAGGAGUGGGAACUGUUGACGGGAAGUGUUUGUUGUCAUUCAACGAGAGACGACUAGUUUUCAUGCACAUUUUUUCACUUGAGAAAUACUGCACCAAAUAUGUUAGAUGUAAAAUUACGCGACUAAGACCACUUUCUUGUUUUAUCUCAGAUUUAUUUGGACUAUUUUUAGGAAGUGUAUACUGGCUAUGUUGUUGCUACGGUGCCUUAAGUGGGACAAACAAUAAUAUUGUCGCUUCUUUCUCGUUUUUCAAGCAAAGGUCUUUUAAGGGAGUAUGUGAGCCACAGACGUUCGCUUCGCCUAGCCGAGAUAUGCUAAGAGCAAACCGAACCUAAGUAUGCGGACGCCUUUAGCCAACUCAAUGGAUCCCAUUUAUGAAGCACCUUUCGUUUAAGAAUCUUUAUGUGUUUUUACAUAUUGGGGUUAACUCACAUCUCCCACUACUUAAUGUAUGUAUAUGUGGGUGACAGAACAUUUCUGUUCUGUUGCAUCAAAAUGCUAUGUGGGUAGAUGUCUAGGGAACAUUUGAACUCAAACCACUGUGUGCAUCUAUUUACUUAAAAGUGUUAAAUGUCUGUGUUUUAAUCACUUUGAUAAUAUAAUUGAUUAUUUGUCUUUAGGUCCAAAGAUCAUGGAAACCGUAGGACAACAUUUUGAGGUGAUGUCGAGCACUGGGAAAUUGCUAUUUUCAGCUGGUACAGAACAGGUGGUUGUUGGAGCAGAUAAACUAACAAUUACAGGUAUGUAGACAUUUCACACUAUUCAGAGAGACAGUCCAACUUUGUUGAAUCAUAAAACAUCAUAUGCUAGUUUUGUCUGAUGUAACUAAGGGAUGUGGCAAUACAUACUGUAUCUGCAUACUGAUUCACAUGUUACUAUAAGAACAUAAUCUAAAUUGGGCAGUGCUCCUACAUUUGUGUUCUACAGGGUCUGAUGGUGCUUAUUGUGAACAUUCCAUAGAGACAUCCCUGGUCAGGGCAGAGCCUUCCAAGGACUUGAGGUAACUUUGAAACUUUGAAACCUAAUGGGAGUUUUUCCUGAUCAUAGUGGAGAAAGGCCUUUGCUUUUCUUGUAUUGUUAAAUUAGACUUAUGAUAAUAUUGUAAUCUAUUUGUUGUAACAGAAAUUAUCCCACCUUUGGUAAACACAUACCUUAAGUGAUUAAUGAGAAUUGGACAUUUUACAAUUACCAUAUCUAUCACACAGCAGGGCAACAUUUCCCAAGACGUCUUCUCUCCUCAAUAUAAAUGUCCCAGGCUGCAGCCCAGGUGUAACAGGAACAACAGUCCCCUGCGCUGGGGGUUCUGAGCAGCAUGUGUCUCCUGUGCCAUUGUUAUCUCUCCCUCUAGCUUGGUUCCCCCAGUGUGUGGCCCUCAGAAUGCACAGUGCUCUGCUCCUUCUCUCCCUCAGCAUACAAAGUGUCCUACCUUAUAACGAAUCCUAAUCCUAAUGCCACACACUCCAUGUGCUGCCAGUGGGUGGGAGUAAAGACCUCUGUUCUCUUGUGUACAUGAGUGGGCAGACCAAUAAGUUGGGAUUUAUGUAUUCUGAGGCUUUACUGUUGAUGUAAAAAGAUCACGUAAUGCUUUUGUAGAAAUAAGGAAAUCCAAUUUACAUAUUUAAUUAAGAUAAGAGGUAUCAGAGGGGUAUUAAGCUGGUUUCUGAUUUGGAGGGAUCCAGGGGUCUCAUAGCAACAGCUUGGAGAUGCUGGGUAUAAAUAGCCCUGUCAUUGGCUCAUAUUGUUAGGUGAAAACCCGAGUGAAGUUGCCCACAGUUCUUCCAGCCUCUGCCAACUAAUGCAAUUCAAACAUGUUCUGAAUUCUAAUUGAUAACAUAAUUGAAUUAAUUUUCAUGUAGAAUUAAUAAAUGUUCUAAACUGGUAAUGUUUGGAUUUUCUGCUACCUAAAGGCUUAUCGUUGUACAUGCAAAUAAUUAAUAAGUCCUAUUCCACCUUUAAGUGUGAAGUAUGCACCACUUGUGUCCAUUAUCUUAUAUAUUUUACUGUAUACUCUGUCUUUCUGUGUGGUCAGGCUAGAGGCCCCCACCCGUUCCCUCCACCUGGAUGCUCCAAAGGGAGUCCAUAUCAAAGCAGUGUCCGGCAGUGCCCAGGCCGUGUCCAGAAUGGACAUCUCUCUACUCUCUAUGGAUGGAGUGGUAAGAAAGAGGCUGGGGGUAGAACAACUAAAUCUAGGAUAGCAUACAUGCCAACACUUAACUUCAGUGUCCUGAUUACAAUACUUAUUACACUGUAUUUACGAAUGUAUUUGCAUUGGAAUAAGGACACUGUAAAGCAGUGUUUCCAAAUAUAUUUCUUAUUAUUAGCAACAACAAAAAAACAUCAACUGUCUUCUUUUAAUUCAAUGUGCCCAAACGAAUAAUGAAUGGUGCAUCAUAGUGUGUAGGCUAUCAGUUUAAAUUAUUUCCCCCUCUUUCUGCAGUUGAUUCUGGAUGCUGAGAUGGUGCGGCUGCCCAGGUUACCUCUGAGUGGAGAGGGAGAGAGAGGAAGUCCUGGGGAGCAGCUGUAUGAAGUGUGUGUGUGUCCUGAUGGGAGACUAUACCUGUCCAAGGCUGGUCACACUUCCACCUGCCAUGACAACAGUCACAAGUGUUAACAGAACACACUCCAUUAUCUACCUGGGAUUGUCUUUAUACAGAAUAUCAUCAUAGAUAUACAGUCUCGCCUGAAAUGUAUGCAAAAUGCCUUUUUAGAAAAAUGUAAAGAAACAUGUACAUGCAUGGUGAUUGACUCUAGUGGCCACUUAAAAUGCCACCCAACUCUGCUGCUUGUUUUGUCUGGGAAAAGU
Messenger RNA from Coregonus sp. 'balchen', 7590 nucleotides. Lineage: Eukaryota; Metazoa; Chordata; Actinopteri; Salmoniformes; Salmonidae. The record is from the annotation of a GenBank genome assembly.